This is a messenger RNA of Drosophila guanche, 3060 nucleotides long. RefSeq names its product transcription termination factor 2. The record is from RefSeq and is a predicted model, not a curated record. Gene Ontology annotation, molecular function: ATP-dependent chromatin remodeler activity; ATP binding. NCBI's taxonomy places the organism in Eukaryota, Metazoa, Arthropoda, Insecta, Diptera, Drosophilidae. The coding region runs from base 155 to 2845 and encodes 896 amino acids. The transcript is spliced from 4 exons.
UUAAAACUGACCUGUCAUGCUGCAAUGCCAGCAAAACGUGUGAAACGUGAACAAAAUAUAUAGCUACUUAAUUAAACUUAAGCUGUAGAUAUUCUCCCAAGCGACUCGCAGGCAAUCCAUAGAUUAUCGCUGCCAAAUUUCCACGCUCAAAGACAUGGAAAACCAAACGCUUAACGUAUUUAAGUGUGAAGAAGACUUCUCCGAUGAAGAUGAAAGCAUCGGAGAGGACGAAGACUCGCCAGUAUUGUCGUACGAUGAAUUGGAGGAUACGAAGUUUGAUUUUAGCAGCGAAUAUGCAAGUGAAUCGGAUGCCGUCAUAUUGGUCAGCAGUGAGGAAUAUGAAGCAAGGAGAGUGGAGUUUGGUCAACAUGUGAAGAAGGUCCUCGCUUUGGAGCAGCGCAAACGAGUGCUUGAUGAGGUGGCGUCUAGAGCAGGAGCUAUUGACAUUGAAGAUUUGACGAGCAUUCAAGGAACAUUGCAAAAGGAAAAUUAUCGUAUGAUUGCUAAAGGGAAGUUGCUAGACACUCUGCGUGUAGACGAGGAGCAGCGCGGGAGUGCCGAGACCCAAGCGAACGUGAAGCCCGAAUGGUCCAAACUGUUCUCGGGUCUGAACCGCCAUCGGGACAAAGCUGGCACCACUCCAGCUGAGUUUUACCAGCACAAGGCGAACAUUAUUUCCAGCCUAAAGACAAUCUACGAGCCAAAAGAGCCCACGCCCAGUGGAGAUCAGUUUGCUGAGCAGUCCUCGCUCCUGCUGGUGGGCCUGAUGAAGCAUCAGAAAUGUGGCCUGCGAUGGAUGCAGUUCCGGGAACGGCAGGAAAUUAGCGGUGGCAUUCUGGCAGAUGACAUGGGACUGGGCAAGACUCUGAGCAUGAUCUCACUGAUCUUGUCCUCUCUGGAGAAAAAGAAGCUGAAAAUGGAGAAAAGGCAAAAGGCACAAGCGGCGAAAUGGAUGCCGUUUAAAAAGUUGUACAAGUUUAACAUCUUUGAAGACGAAUUCUCUGAGGAAGAAGACGAGGAACCUACGCCUCCAAAGCGUCUGUGCCCCGAGUUAUCCCAGGCAGAAGAGUUAACCGAAUCUGAAGAGGAAGAUGACUGUGGUCCCUAUCCGCACGCGGGCACUUUAGUGGUCUGCCCCAUGAGCGUGAUGUGCCAAUGGGCCCAGGAAGUGUCCACUAAAGUGGCCCCAAAUACCAUUAAUUUUUUGAUCUUUCACGGUGCCUAUCGGCAAAACAUCUCCUUGGAGAUGUUCAGACGCCACGACUUGGUUAUAACAUCGUACCAGACCGUCGCCUCUGAGGUUGGGAAACUUGGCAACAGUUCCCUUCUGCUGGCCGUCCAGUGGCAGCGUCUAAUCCUGGACGAAGCUCACAUAAUACGAAACACGAAGACCAAAUGCUUCAAUUCGGUCUACCUGCUGCGCGCACAUUGUCGUUGGGCACUGACAGGCACACCCGUGCAGAACCGGGCCAUCGAUGUGUUUGCCCUGCUGCGCUUCUUGAACGUGCCGCACUUCAAUCACCUGAAUACGUGGAAGACGAUGCUCAACCAUGGCAAGCAAGCUCACUUUCGCCUGAGCUUCAUCAUCAAGCCACUGAUGCUGCGUCGCACCAAGCAGCAGCUGCAGGCCUCCGGGGAUAUGCCAGCACUGCCUGAACUGAUGGUCGAGGUGGUACACGUACAGCUCUCGGAGCCUGAAAUGGCCGUCUAUCAGAUCUUGUCGUCGAUCUCUCAAAAAAUAUUCACCCAGUUCCUGAUGCAGCGCGAGCGCGGAAACAACGACUUGAAUUACUCUUCUUUGCAAGGACAGCCACAAUUCAUCACAAAUCAUGUUGAGGAAAAGUACACAAAAAUAUACGAGCGAUUCCUUCGAUCGCUGGGAUACAAUCCCAAAGAAAAGGUAAAGGGAAUCGUUAUCCUGGUGCUGCUUCUGCGCCUGCGUCAGUUUUGCUGUCAUCCCAGUCUUAUGGUUAAUAUGUUUUUGUUCAUGGACGCAGCCAUGCCACACAGUGAUCUGAAGUUAGAUCUCAAGCAUAUUGGCGGCUCGUUGCAGUUGGAUGCACUGAAGGAGUUGGAGAAUUACGCUGCACGUGACUGCAGCUCCGACGGCGAAGAAAAAAAAGUUGAAAUCAAAACGGAAGACCCAAUGCAGCCAGUGGAGGAAGAUUUCGGGGCCCAGCUAGAAAUGGAAACCAACACAGAGGAAGUGAAACCAAAGGAGGAAAAUGUUCUCAGUGACUUGGCCGGAGCCAUGGAACUUCUAAAUAUUAACAAUCCCAUUUUCAAUCCCAGUCAGCCGUCGGCCAAACUGAAAGCCGUUAUUCAGAGACUGGAGUCAAUACUCGAAGAGACAAAUGACAAGGUCAUUGUCGUGGCCACAUGGACCUCUUUUUUAUCCAUAAUUCGUGACUAUUUGCAUGAGCGGGAUUGGAAGACGCUUGAUUUUAAUGGCCAGCUGAAUGCCAAGGAGCGCGAAGAGGUGCUCAGAGAGUUCAAUAUGGUUCUCAACGACAAGCGGGUGCUGCUGCUCUCCCUCACCGCUGGCGGUGUUGGUCUCAAUCUGAAUGUGGCUAACCACUUGCUGCUGGUGGACCUGCACUGGAAUCCGCAGCUGCAGCGACAGGCGCAGGAUCGCAUCUACCGCUACGGCCAGCAAAAGCAGACCUUCAUUUAUCGCUUCAUGUGUCGGGACACCAUGGAGCAGCGUAUCAAUGCGUUGCAGGAGUACAAGUUGGAGAUUGCCAAUGUCGUGCUUCAGCCAGACCAAAGCGCACUAUCAUCAGCCGGUGGACGUCUGAGUCUGGAGGACUUGAAGAAGUUGUUCUUAAAUGGAGUCGAAGCCUAGGCCCAGCAAAUCUCGGGUUGAAAAUCCGAGUAACUUUUUUGUUUAUUUGUUUAUUUCUUUUUAAGAAGUUUCGUUUUGAGUUUUCCUUUAACAUUCAAUGUUAUAUUUCUAAGAUGGUAGGUAGAUACACCAUCUGUUGUGUAUCGCUUCGAACGCGAAUUUGAUCUACAAAUACCCAGAAAUUUAUAGCAAUAAUUUUAUGCAAAACAUGUUCA